UUCUUUAGAACUAAAAACUAAAAAAAAAAAACAAGUUGAGGUUUUAGUUGAAAUUGAAAUUGAGUUUGAUCGGAGACCAUGUUAAUUGACCUGGUCGUGGCCCGAGAUUAGAUUUGUUAAUAAACAAUACCAGAUAUUAUCUGCCCUGGAGAAAGAAACAGCUAGAAGAGAUGAGGAAGAAUCACAAACAUUACCCGAUAUUUGUCAUCCAUUACAUCACCCUCUUUCUUCCUCCUUCCGAUCCCUAUCGGCAAAACCCACGCCGCAACUUCCCCCCUCGCUUUUGCUCACUCCCAAGCCCUCGAGAGCAGGACGACGACGCUUCAGAUUUAUGUCUGCAAUUGCUGCCGUCGCUUCAUCACGACGUCGUUCUCAGCAUCUCCGCACCUGCACCCUCUCCUCCUCCUCGGUUCCUGUUCUCAAAUUCAUGGUAUCAGGCACAGACUCGAUGCGAACUGGUUUUGAAGCGGAGAGUUUUGGGUUUCCUCAUGUCGAUACGUGUCUCUUCAUCUUCUUGCUCUUGUUUCGAGGGGGAACCCUUCCUUGACGUGCGCGGAUUGCUCUACUUUCCUUGUUUUUGAUCUGUUGUUUCUUUUUGACGGCUUUGUUUCCGGGAUUUGUGGAGUUGGGCAGGAGAUUGAGAUGGUUGGGCAGCGGAUUCAACGGAUCUGGAGCCGGUACAGGAUGCGCCGGAAGAGGAAGAUGAAGAGGUUAGAUAGUUUGGGCUCGAGUAGAGAUCUGAAGCCGCCGAUGGCGGUGGUGAAGGAGAAGAAGGCAAGAAAGUUGGAUGGAUUGGCGGUGGUCAGAUCGAGCCCGGUGAAGAAGAUCCGAGUUUUGUUCGCGGACCCUGACGCUACUGACAGCGACGACGAGGGUUCGACGAUGAUGAACAAGCGAGUGGUCCGCGAAAUUGUAGUGGACCAGAGGACUAAAACCUUAAAACCCCUAGAGGAUCCGGUGAAGAAGAGGAAGCAGGCGGCGGCUGUUCCUUCUGCUUCCUCCUGCAAGCACAAGGGCGUCCGCCAGCGGCGGUGGGGGAAGUGGGCGGCGGAGAUCCGCGACCCGAUCCGCCGCGCCCGACUCUGGCUCGGCACCUUCGCCACCUCCGAGGAGGCUGCGGCCGCUUACCGAGCCGCAGCGGCCAGGCUCGACGAGGAGAAGCGCCUCCGGCAGUCCAAGCCCCGACUGGCAACCGAGGACUCCGCUGUGUCAUUCCACAUCUCCGACCGGUCGCCAUCGUCGGUUCUAGCUCCGGCUGAGAAGCGCACCACACUGGAAGCGGAGGAAGAGAGGUACAUCGAGGAGCUCUUCGCAGGUGCGGACCUCGUCGGGCUCGACGCCGUCGACGCGCCGUUCCUCGUCGGCGAGCUUGGCGACGACUUCAUCGGCUUCGAUGAUCUUCCUCUUUGGGAGUCACAAUUGGACGGCGGAGAUUUUUUCCUCGAUCUCUAAUCCCCAUCCAUUUUUGCUAGAGGAAAAAAAAAUUAUAUUAAUCCUAAAUACAUAUCGAGAGAUUAUUUGUUACUCAAAUUAAAGAGGCACUGAGAAAGGUCAAAAAGCUAUAUAACACGUGACCAGCGCGUGUGUUGGAGUUUGUAGUGUGCUUUUAAGUCUCCGCGUGCUGGCCUCACUCGUGCCACCACCUGGCGACUCGGUUAGGUAGCGGCGUGGUGGGAAUACGCGACUCGGUCAAUUAAAUAGAUAAACGCGAUUUGUUAAUUGAAGAAGUUAGCGGUUAAUCAAUAUUAUAAUCGUGUUGCGGUCU
Molecule: messenger RNA, 1765 nt
Organism: Zingiber officinale
Lineage: Eukaryota; Viridiplantae; Streptophyta; Magnoliopsida; Zingiberales; Zingiberaceae
Product: ethylene-responsive transcription factor ERF118-like
Exons: 2
Coding region: 643-1452 (269 amino acids)
Biological process (GO): regulation of DNA-templated transcription
Molecular function (GO): DNA binding; DNA-binding transcription factor activity
Source: RefSeq, a predicted model, not a curated record